Molecule: messenger RNA, 2012 nt
Organism: Astyanax mexicanus (Mexican tetra)
Lineage: Eukaryota; Metazoa; Chordata; Actinopteri; Characiformes; Acestrorhamphidae
Gene: cstf2
Product: cleavage stimulation factor, 3' pre-RNA, subunit 2
Exons: 15
Coding region: 104-1771 (555 amino acids)
Biological process (GO): mRNA 3'-end processing
Cellular component (GO): mRNA cleavage and polyadenylation specificity factor complex
Molecular function (GO): mRNA binding
Source: RefSeq, a predicted model, not a curated record
GAAGCCAUUGUUGAUUUGGAGUGAGCGCGCUGCUGCUACAUGUUAGUUAGCGAACUGCUGCUGCUGCUGAUGUAAAUAAAAUAAUCCGCUUUUUAAUUUAAACAUGGCUAAUCUGGCUGCUGCUGUGGCCGCGGCGGCGGGGAGGGACCCGGCGGUUGACCGCUCUCUGCGCUCCGUCUUCGUGGGAAACAUCCCGUAUGAAGCAACAGAGGAGCAGCUGAAGGACAUCUUUUCAGAGGUUGGGCUCGUCGUCAGCUUCAGGUUGGUGUAUGACAGAGAGACGGGGAAACCGAAAGGCUAUGGGUUCUGUGAGUAUCAGGAUCAGGAGACGGCCCUCAGUGCCAUGCGGAACCUGAACGGCAGAGAGUUCAGUGGCAGAGCUCUGCGUGUGGACAACGCCGCCAGUGAGAAGAACAAGGAGGAGCUGAAGAGUUUGGGCACAGGGGCUCCAAUCAUCGAGUCCCCAUAUGGAGACAACUGUCCAACAGAGGAAGCUCCAGAGUCCAUCAGCAGAGCUGUGGCCAGCCUGCCGCCAGAGCAGAUGUUUGAGCUCAUGAAGCAAAUGAAACUGUGUGUUCAGAACAGCCCUCAGGAAGCGAGGAACAUGCUCCUACAGAACCCCCAGCUCGCCUACGCUUUACUACAGGCCCAGGUCGUCAUGAGGAUCGUAGACCCUGAGAUAGCCUUGAAAAUGCUUCAUCGGCAAGCUGCAGUGCAGCCCAUAAACCCCAGUCAGCCGGGUCCAGGCCCGGUGCCUGUAUCCAACCAGCCUCUUCCUCAGCCCAAUGCUCCUGUGUCCCAACCUCAACCUAUGCCGGGAAUGCACGUGAACGGAGCCCCUCAGAUGAUGCAGCCUGCGCAGAUGGGAGGGGGCGUGCCGGUGCCGAUGCCGGGACAGGGCCCUAUGCCGGGACAAGGGCCGAUGCAAGGACAGGGUCCCAUGCAGGGGCAAGGGCCUAUGCCGGGACAGGGGCCCAUGCCUGGACAAGGACCAAUGCCAGGACAGGGGCCUAUGCCUGGACAGGGCCCUCUGGGGGCCGGAGGUGGGAUGCAGCCUCAGAUAGGGAUGCCACAGGGAGGCCCUGUUCCCAUGGAUAGGGGACCAGGAAACCUUCAGGACUCUCCUGUAGGAUCGUCUGGGCAGGCUGCUAUCGAGCGGCCGCAAGUACCCAUGGUAGACCCACGGGCUCCUAUGCGAGGGGUGCCACCAGGACCACAAGGAAUUCCCCCAAGAGGCUUACUGGGUGACGGGCCUAAUGACCCGCGGGGAGGUUCGCUGGUUAAUGUCACUGGGGAUGUUGUGGAACCAGGCCGGGGUUACAUCGGAGGCCCUCCACCACACCAGGGGCCCCCCAUACACAUGGCCCCUCCAGACAUGCGUGGACCCCACGACAUGAGAGGAGCUCCAAUGAUGGCCGAGCCCAGAGGACCAAUGAUGGAGCAGCGUGGCCCAUCUAUGGACUCCAGAGCUCCCAUUCCUCAAGGUCGUGAUCCUCGGGCUGUAGACGCUCGGGGUCCUGUGGCAGGUCAGAGGGUUCCAGUGGCGGGUGGAAUGCCGGGUCCUCCUCCUCACGCCAUGGGAGCAAGUGCGCCCCCUCCUGCUCGACCUGGCCCUGCGACAGAUGUGACCUCUCAGGAUCACGAAAAGGCUGCUCUAAUUAUGCAGGUUCUUCAGCUGACCCCAGAGCAGAUCGCCAUGCUGCCCCCAGAGCAGAGGCAGAGUAUCCUCAUCCUGAAAGAGCAGAUCCAGAAGACGGCCGGCGCGCCCUGAGGAUCCCACACGUGCCGAUUGAGCCACGCCCACACCCACACCCUGUUGGUCAUUUUUUGGUCCUUGAAGAAACCUAAAAUCAUCCAGUUAUUAUUCAGUUUAUGGUCGUUUCUUGUUGUUGAUAUGUUUAUAGCAAAAGGAAAAAAAGAAGACAACAGCAGUUCAUUUCAUUAUUGUUUGUGCUUUAUUGUCUGUUUUGAAGACUUUUCAAUAAAAAGAAGAAAAUAAAUGAAUAAAAGAA